Seminavis robusta is the source of this 2211-nucleotide messenger RNA. NCBI's taxonomy places the organism in Eukaryota, Bacillariophyta, Bacillariophyceae, Naviculales, Naviculaceae. The record is from the annotation of a GenBank genome assembly.
CUCAAGAGAUUCGUUGUUCGAGAGCUCACAUUUUCAGUUUUCUCCUCGCCAAAAUCAGGUUCCGUUCCCGUUCUGUGUCCCUGCAUGUGAAAAGGUAAAAAGUUUCGCAUGGAUUGAUUGACAGUGCAAGUACUGUAUCGCAGUGUCAAUCAAUCUUACGCCAAGCUAGCUGUAGUCAAAAGACAGGGACCAUGAGAGUCUCCGGCAAAGCGCAAGGGACUGUGAGCAGUCUGUCGUUUGGCUCUGUCACUUCAGACCUCGAGAGUGGUGAAGAAGAUACUGGCAAUGCAUCGGGGGCGCUGCCGAAUCAUGAAGGUGGCUCAGUCUAUGUAGUUCGUGGGUCUGUCAAGGGAGAUCCAAAUGAUGCUGACCCAUCAGACCAAGAUAGCAGUCUGAGAUACCUUCCCUUAGGAAUGAUUCUGGAAGAUGACGAUGCCAUGGACACGGCACAGUGUCUUCCACCCCAUGAUGACGAUGAUGAACCCACGAACAAUAACAACAGCAACAAUACAAAAAGCAAAAGCAAGAACAGCAAUAAUAACAACAGCAACAACAAACGUAAGGAAGAUGGGAAAAACAAGGCCAAUAAAAAGCUAUCCAAAAGGCCGUAUAAACGAGAUGCCAUCAACAAGGCAAUGGCCUCGGCCAUGAAGAAGGGUGUGGAUAGACGAGAUGUUAUCCUGUCGAGUCUAAAGCUAAUGGGAAUCACUGCAUUCAUUAUUGACUCGCAGCACGCAGCAACAACAUCAGAAGUCAUGGAACAUGUCAAGAGGGUAAUCACGUUUGUUGGAAAAGAAAACCGGACUUUUGCGCCGUCACCCUUUCAACGCUGUCUUCUCUAUCAAGACAGGGACAGGCUGCUGUAUAACCUUACUCUACCCAAGUACUCUGCUGGACUCGCUGGGAAAUGGCAAGAAUACGUCGACAGUUUCUCCGCAUUUCAGGCUACAUUGGCAGUAGCCGUGCUGAUGCGAUCGCUGCCGUGUUCACAAGAAGGGGAAAUGGACGGUCAACUGAAACCCGCCUAUCUGGCACUACUGGUUGCGACAGUACUUGUCGAAGAAGUGAGCCUGUCUUGGGCAAACGUCGUAAUGAUGGUGCAAGCUUGUCCUUCCAUUUCAGCUUAUUCUGUCACCAAAGAAUCUGGUUCUGACUGGAUGCGGAAACUGAUACUCUUCUUACUGGCUGUCGGAGGUGCUGCCACAGGGAAGACUCAGGUCUUCUUCGUCAUGACUGGAAUACUCUUGACUUGUGCCGUGCUGCUGGCAAACCUGGGAGCCCGGGCUUGGUACUUUUUCCAGUGGCAACCACUGAAUUACAAUGGGCCUCUGUCGACUGUCUUUGCAUACGUCACUGCAAUAGUGGUGGGCUUUGCAGUUCCUUUUCUGGGGCACAGGACAGCAUGUGCAGGCGGGAAACCAGCAAUCGAGUCUGUGAUAAGAUUGGCAGUACUAUUGUCCUUUGGCUUCAUCAUUUCCGAUUUUGAAUCAGUCAAGCAAUUCUUGAUUGUUGGGAAAGAGGCUUGCGACCAAACUGCUAUCAAUACGGUUGUCGGUAUCUGGUUUUCCGUUUCCUUGGUGGUCUCAGUGUACAUUUCAUCUGAAGUUACCCCGAUUCGAGAUUAUCCAGAUGAAGAGCCUCUCUUGGAGGAAAACCACGAGUCUCCAGUGGGAUACCUUGUUCCAAACCUACCAAACUUUCCAAUCGACCCGUGCACGGGCAAGCGAGGAAUGAGAAUACCAUUGAGAGCAGAAAUAGCCAUUGGCAUCUUUUUGGCAACCUUGCUUGGAACGGGCAUCGUCUCUUUAGCAUAUACAGACUGGGGAACAUCUGUUGAGAACGGACUGACAAAGGUCGUGAAUGUCUUUUGAAUAGUCUUCAUCAAAUCCCCCGCAUUGACCCCCAAACAAUAAACGUUCGGUUCUUUCCCGUACGUUUAUCGGAUACCUGGGCGGUGGCGGAGAAACUAUCCGAAAGGAAGUCGUCUCAGUCAAGGCUAGCUAGCAGAAGGAAUGGUUUCUUUGGCUGGACAGCUCACAAAAUCUCCGCCAAUGCGAUCUCUUGUGACAUCAGUUUUUUGUCAACGAUGUGCAAGUUUUACAAUCUGAUAUUCAACACCAAGAGCUAUAACUGUAAAAAAAUUACUAACGCUAAAUCCAUCAACAUCGCUUUUUAAAAUGAGGCUUUUAGGCAUGUACAUGUACAACAACC